Molecule: messenger RNA, 1004 nt
Organism: Capsaspora owczarzaki ATCC 30864
Lineage: Eukaryota; Filasterea; Ministeriida; Capsasporidae
Exons: 4
Coding region: 49-879 (276 amino acids)
Biological process (GO): tRNA wobble uridine modification
Cellular component (GO): elongator holoenzyme complex
Source: RefSeq, a predicted model, not a curated record
AUUUCAGUUUGUUUUUUUGUUUCAUUCUCUCGUUCUCUCAGACUCCAAAUGUUUGAGGGGUUGAACGCAGCGCUGAGCCUGUCCAACACUGCUCCACCAACCGAGCUGCAGGGCUCGCUGGUGCUGUGCGCUGACACACUCGAGGCGGACGGCGGCUUCCUGCUGCACCACUGGCUCGCCACGCACCUCAAGACUGGCGCCGCCGUCGUGCUCGUGUCAUUCGCACACAUCCAGAAUCACUUUGCACUUGUGGCACGCAAGCUGGGCAUCAACCUGGCACAACUCGAGGCGCGUGGCAUGUUUCGUUUCAUCGGAGGGCUCGAUGUGCCGUCGACCGACGCUCAAUCGCAACCUUCUUCUGGAGACUUUCACCUCGAUUUGAGCAACCCUGCUCCGCUCAAGGAGCUACACCAGAGGAUUCAAGACACAUUGAAGGCGAUGGAAGCCAGUCGGCGCGCGGCAAAUCCAGCUGGUGAAGACGCAACGCAAACGCCCGUUUGCAUCAUCUUGGACUCGGUUGACACCCUGUUCCAUGCAACUGGCGGUGCCAUCACCCCUGCUGCGCUACUUGGCUUUAUUCACUCUUGUCGGUCAUUCCCACUCGUUGCCCCCGCCCCCUGCUUGGUGGUUUCUGUUCACGCCGACGCCCUGUUUGGCGGCGCCAAAGCCCUGUUUGCCACUCUCAAACAUCAGGCCCAGGUCACACUAACCGUGUCUGGCCUGCCUAGCGGCUAUUCCAAGGAUGUGCAUGGCCAGUUGUAUAUUUCGCGCGCUUCAGGGCUGGACGAACGACCAGCGCCUCAGUCCAAGCUCCACUACAAAAUUCAAGACCACACAGUCACAUUCUUUGCUCCAGGCUUGUCGCGGGCCGUGAUUUGAGCAAAUCACUUUGACUUUGUCUGUCACUAUCGUAGUUGUUGAAUGCUGAAAAUCACAGAUCCAUCGAAAAUCGUUGUAUGUUUAAAUUAUCACAAACGCGUCCAAGAAACGCAACUUUACAGUGU